GUGCAAAAAAGUACAGUCAAACGUAUCUCACAACACAGUUUAAACACGGUAGCAACCGGCUAUCAGCAUUUACCUGUUCAGCAUGAAGAUAGGUAUUCACCCACUGACAGCAGAUCCAACGGCAGCCUGGUGCGAGUUAUCUCAACAUCAAAAAGUUGUUAAAAUAAAUACUAAAUUGCCGACGACAGAAGCGCCGAGCGAUAAAUUGCGUGUAGUAUGUAUGAGCGACACGCACUCACUCACACCGUACAUAAACUUUGACAUACCUACCGGUGACGUUUUCAUCCACGCCGGAGAUUUCACGAAAUGUGGUAGUCUGCAGGAAGUUAUAGAAUUUAAUAAUUGGAUAGGUAAUUUACCACACAAACACAAGAUAGUUAUAGCUGGAAAUCAUGAGCUUAGUUUUGAUCCAACGUUCACACAUCCCUUUUCUGUGCAUACCAGUGGAGAUCAUCAGAAACAUACAGGAACUAGCAUACUUGACAAUAUACCUACUCUGGGUAUGUCAAAAGACACCCUUGCUGAAGCUAUUAAAACCACUAAUGUUAAAGAUUAUUUGACAAAUUGUACAUACUUGGAAGACUCUGAGAUUACAUUGCAUGGAAUCAAGAUAUAUGGCACUCCAUGGCAACCAGAGUUUUGUAAGUGGGCAUUUAAUGUGCCACGUGGAGAAGCUUGUCUCUCGAAAUGGGAAAUGAUACCGUCAGACACAGAUAUUCUGGUAACACACACCCCUCCUGUAGGUCACGGAGAUCUGUGUUGUAGCGGAGUACGUGCUGGAUGCGUUGAACUAUUGUCGACGGUACAAAAUCGAGUGAAACCUAAAUAUCAUGUGUUCGGACAUAUACACGAAGGAUAUGGUAUAUCUUCAGACGGCAAAAUAAUAUAUAUCAAUGCAUCAACAUGUGAUUUAAAUUAUCUGCCAAGUAAUCCACCGAUAGUAUUUGAUAUAAUAUUACCUCCUGGUAUUCAAAAAUCAUAAACUCGUUUAAGGUAAUAUCCGAUACUAUUAAAGUAUAUUUCAUUGCAUAAUGCUAUAUUACGAAAAUAUUUUAGAUUUUUCUUAAGCUACAAGCUAAGAAAACUCUUUCUAUGUGAUCGACAAGUAAUGUGUAGGAGUUUCUUGCCUUAAUUUAAAUCCUACAUGUAAACUAUAUAUAAAGCAUAUACAUAUAGCAUAGAUUUUGAUUUAUAUUUUUCUUUUUCACACAAUUUGUAAUACCUUAAUGAUAUUAAACAAGAUCUGAUGUAAUA
This is a messenger RNA of Harpegnathos saltator (Jerdon's jumping ant), 1254 nucleotides long. RefSeq names its product metallophosphoesterase domain-containing protein 1. The transcript is spliced from 5 exons. Bases 83 to 982 code for a protein of 299 amino acids. The record is from RefSeq and is a predicted model, not a curated record. Gene Ontology annotation, molecular function: hydrolase activity. NCBI's taxonomy places the organism in Eukaryota, Metazoa, Arthropoda, Insecta, Hymenoptera, Formicidae.